AGUUCAUCUGGGAUGCAACCCAUCUCCCUGGGUGUAAAAAAUAAACGGCAGUAUUCUCUUUCGUCUCUUGAAGCCCUUUGGGUGUCAGUCCAGGGCAGCGCAUCAAAGAUUGAGGACAAGGUUGAGUGGAGUACUGCUUCCUCUUCUCUGCCACCAAAGCAUUCCAAACGUCCUUAUUCCCUUUCCUCUCUUGAAACCCUUUGGCUCACAGUCCAGGGCAGCGCAUCAAAGGUUGAGGAUAAGGUUGAGUGGACAACAGCUUCGUCUUCUCUGCCUUCCCAACGGCCAUAUUCGCUUUCAUCCCUUGAAGCCCUUUGGAUGUCCGUGCGGGGCAGCACAUCGGAGAGCACAAUGAUGAACUUUGCAGAGAAGAAAGAAUCCAUUUCUUGGUUUUCCAAGAGGUCAGGAAGGAGCAACAGAAAGCCCUUUCAAGCCCAACAGGACACUGAUUUCGAUCACCGAGACCUUGCCCUCCUGCCCCCUCCUCAUUUUGAGUCUCAGUCUUCCUAUGAGGAUCUCGUAGGGAGGAACUACCGGAGGGCGAGGAGUGAGAAGCGAGACCAAGCAAGUGCCCGGCAAAGGCAAAGGCGAGGGAGCAGACGCCGGUGGAGCCGAGCUAGGGGGAAGGCAUUCUCCUGCCAAAUCCGGGGAGACAUCACCACCACUUUGGAGGCAGGGCACCCAGCAUCUCCUCCAGCCGGAAAAAGAGUGUCCUGUGAAUCCGUUGGAGAGAGGCACCCUUCCAAGCCUCCCAAAGAUCCAGAGGGACAUGAAGUCUCCACCCAAGAAGGCACCCAAGCUUCAGAGAGAGAGACUCACACGCAGGUGGUCCUGGCACAAGAAGAGAAAGAUGAAGCACCUGGUCAGGCCUUUAUUUCUUUGCUGUGUAUGCUUAUCUGUAUGUUGACCUCUUGGGUAUUACAUCCGUCUCGCUUGACUGGAGGUGUCAUUUGAGUCUGGCCUUUCUAGGCACGGAGUGGUUUUAGCUCCU
Anolis sagrei ordinatus is the source of this 991-nucleotide messenger RNA. The record is from RefSeq and is a predicted model, not a curated record. NCBI's taxonomy places the organism in Eukaryota, Metazoa, Chordata, Lepidosauria, Squamata, Anolidae.